UGCAGGCAUAGAAACUUAGAUAGUUCGUGUUUUCAUUCCUUAAUUUCUGCGUCUAGAAAUGCAUGCAGAAAGACUAAUCACGCCUCAAGCAAGAGCUGCGAUUUUAGGCCUACCCCUUCUUCAUGGAACAGCAGCAGAAGUUUCACAAUGCCUCCUCAUCUGAACUCAAGGAAUGCCAGCCGCAGGAGCAGCAAUCCAAUCAUGUAUUCUAAUUCAUCUGGGAUGGUAAAACCCCCACCAAUUGAGAAAAAGAUUGAAUGCACUCUGGAAGAUUUGUGCUAUGGAUGCAAGAAAAAGAUCAUGAUCACAAGGGAUGUCCUCACAGAUACAGGGGGAAUAGUUCAAGAGGAAGAAUUGGUGACGAUAAAUGUACAACCUGGAUGGAAGAAAGGAACAAAGAUUACAUUUGAAGGAAAAGGGAAUGAGAGACCAGGUGCCUACAGAGAAGAUAUAAUAUGUAUCAUCUCAGAGAAAAGACACGAGUUAUUUAGAAGAGAAGGGGAUGAUUUGGAAUUGAGUGUAGAAAUUUCCUUAGUAAAGGCACUCACAGGCUGUACAAUAUUAGUCCCACUGUUGGGUGGAGAGCACAUGACUUUGACACUUGACAAUAUCAUACACCCUGGCUAUGAGAAGAUCAUUUUUGGCCAAGGUAUGCCAAUCUCCAGUGAACCAGGGAUGAGAGGAAACUUGAAAAUUACGUUUCUAGUUGAGUUUCCAACACAACUCUCAUACAAUCAAAGAUCAGAGGUUGUUCGUAUUUUACAGGAUUCUUCAUGA
Cajanus cajan (pigeon pea) is the source of this 777-nucleotide messenger RNA. RefSeq lists its product as uncharacterized. Gene Ontology annotation, cellular component: cytosol. Gene Ontology annotation, molecular function: protein-folding chaperone binding. The record is from RefSeq and is a predicted model, not a curated record. NCBI's taxonomy places the organism in Eukaryota, Viridiplantae, Streptophyta, Magnoliopsida, Fabales, Fabaceae.